AUGGCUUCAGAAACCGCCUCUCAAUCCUCCAACCACUCCUCCUCAUACAGUAAAUACCAGAUUCAACAAUACCUUGACCUGAUAAAAUUCCCUCUGGACCACGACCACCUCAGUGGCUCCCUCCUUGAAGUUCCGCCAGAACAGCAAUAUGACUUCCUGGCCAGAUUAAUCCGUCGACAGAUAUGCAGCGUACCGUUCGAAAACAUUGGCCUACACUAUUCCCGCCAUCGUGAGAUCUCGCUCGACCCAAGUCAGCUCUUUCACAAGAUCGUCGAACAGCGCCGAGGCGGAUACUGCCUUGAGAUUAACACUUUCAUGGCUCUGGUCCUUCGAGGAUUGGGAUUUGAUGUGAUAUCCGUCGGAGGUCGAGUAUCCAACCAGAUCAAGCCCGAUAACAAGAAUAAACAAGUUGAAUACGGUGGCUGGACUCACAUGGUUAAUAUUGUGACCAUUGAGGACCAAAGAUACGCCGUGGACUGCGCCUUUGGGAACAAUGGCCCGACUCGCCCAGUUCCGUUGCGAGAUGGUUUUACAUGUCGCAAUACCGGCGACAACACUAACAAUAGUGAGAUGCUCCUCCGUCAUGAGAGCAUUUCAGAGAGCAGUAGCACUCCCAAACAACUUCUCUGGACUUACUACGUGCGCUUCAAGGCUUCAAUGCAGUGGAUACCUGCUUACUGCUUCGGUGAAAUCGAGUUUCUGCCCAAUGACUUUCGUGCCAUGAACUUCUAUAUCAGCAAGAGCCCGGAGUCGUGGUUCACACAGAUUCUGGUAUGUAUGAAGUUCCUGGAGGAUCCAAAUACUACUUCUAGUACUGCGGACCAGGUCAUCAUCGGUGACAUCACUCUUCGAGGUGAUACCGUGAAAGAACGGAAGUAUGGCCAGAGCAGGAUCAUCGCGACAUUCCACGGCGAAGCAGAUCGCAUUGCCGCCCUACAGACAUACUUUGGGAUCGAGCUUACUGCGGAAGAACGUAUGGGUAUCAGCGGAAUGAUCUCCCAGCUUCGUUAA
Messenger RNA from Exophiala spinifera, 1011 nucleotides. RefSeq lists its product as uncharacterized. The coding region runs from base 1 to 1011 and encodes 336 amino acids. Lineage: Eukaryota; Fungi; Ascomycota; Eurotiomycetes; Chaetothyriales; Herpotrichiellaceae. Gene Ontology annotation, molecular function: acetyltransferase activity. The transcript has 2 exons. The record is from RefSeq and is a predicted model, not a curated record.